Molecule: messenger RNA, 788 nt
Organism: Aspergillus steynii IBT 23096
Lineage: Eukaryota; Fungi; Ascomycota; Eurotiomycetes; Eurotiales; Aspergillaceae
Product: dolichyl-diphosphooligosaccharide--protein glycosyltransferase subunit 4
Exons: 2
Coding region: 304-501 (65 amino acids)
Cellular component (GO): oligosaccharyltransferase complex
Source: RefSeq, a predicted model, not a curated record
CGACGCUUUCCGCCUUAGGUGUCUCUUUGGCCGCCGCGGGAUCUCCGUCGCCGCGCUGCCUUAACCCCGUUCCUCUUCCUUCUCUGUCUGUCUAUCUAUCCUGUACUAUCCUACCCUCCUGGUCCUGAGGUGCUGGGAUUUAAUUGUCGAGCGUCAAUCCUUUCAGUAAUAACAGUUAUCAUCGUUCUAUCUAUCCACCUAUCUACCUGCGCCCUCUCAUCCGGGAAACCUCAUCGCAGGAAAGAGUCCGAUUUGAAUUCACGAAUAACACCAUUUCCCUCUCUCCCUCCCACAUCAUCCAAAAUGAUCUCCGACGACGAUCUCCACCGUCUCGCCGUCUUCCUCGGCUCCUGCGCCAUGAUGAUGAUCGUCCUGUACCAUUUCCUCGAAGUCAACUCCAAAGACGACAGCCUCCCUGCGGGCUCUGGCAAAAGCAAGAAGACUGCGACUGCGACUGCCUCGUCGACAGACGGCGGCGUGUCGAGCGGGAAGGAGAAAUAAAUCAAAGCACAUACAUACUUCAUACUUGUGAUGGGGUUGCGGGCGUGAUGAAGAACAAGAUACCUGGCAUUGAUGUGGAUGGAUACCCCCUGCUUUUAUAAUUCGGAUUGUUGGAGGGGUUGCGAGUGAUUACCGACUGGUUGGUUGGUUGGUGUAUGUAUGAUAUUGGGAUGAGAAAUUCCAUUAUUUUUCAUUAACCACGGGCUAGUGAGUGGCCAAGAAAGCUGUGUGUGGCUUGAAAAGUGUAGUAAAGUACAUGAUGGGAACGAAAAUGCAAAGAUGGAAAG